UGUUUGCCUUCAGUUUGUAUGACAUGUCUUCAGAUUCAAGUCAUUAGUGAUUCAUAAAUAUUGUUAAAGUUUUUGUAUAUAUUUAUUGAAUUGAUUUGUAAUACAUUUAUUUAAUUAGUUUAUCACUUGAUUUGUAGACAAAGACACUUAAACUUUGUUGUUAUUUAUAAAUAUUUUUUGUGAUAAUCGCAAAAUCAAAAUAAGAUUUGUAUGAAUGGCGACAAUGAAUACCAACAGUAGUGAUGAUAAUAUGGAUUCAUUUGAAAUGGUUAACACAUGUGAGUCGAUUGUGGCCAUACCUGAUGAUCAAACAACUGAUCCACAGUUAGGCCAUAGUUUGCAUUUGAAUGAUGUGUCAAACGCUUUACAAAUAAGUCGGUCGACAACAGGUGAGAGCCAUCUGAUCAACAAUUUGGACACAAGACGUAUGGUCUCUAUUGUGAACAGUCUGCCAGACUAUAGUCAAAUUGAAGACUUGAAUGACAAUCAAAAUAUUGAAAACGACAACUUUGUUGAAGAGAGAAAUGCGUCCUUAAAAUCAAUGGCAGACAACUUGAGUCGUAUUGAAGACAAUAUCAAGAACUGUAACAUUUCUUUGGACACUGUUUUGACCAAUAGUUUGGAGAUUACUUUCAAAGAAUUGAGAGACGAAAAUGACAAACUAAAGGUAGAAAUUGAUAAGAAUAACCAUUUUAUGAAAGAACAGAUCAAGAAUAUACAAGAAAGACAACAUAAAAAUAAUGAGAUUAUUGAAGAUCACAAACGAUUGAAUGAGACGCUGAAGCAAAUGAUUGAUGAAAACAAUCAAUUGAAAGAAGAGAACAAACAACUAAUAUGUAAAGUGACGGAAGGUUUGGAUAAAUCAAUACUAAUUGAAGAGUUGACAACACAAGUGGAUUCACUUAAAUCCAGAUGCGAACAAUUGGCCAAAUAUGAGAAGUUGGAUAUAAACUCUGAAAUUAAAUCACAAGAGAUGAGCGCACAAGUUGUUGAGUCACAGAUGAAGAUUGAUUCCAUGACUGAAGAAAUUAAUGCUUUGAAAACACAAUUGAAAGAGUCGAUCACUAAACUUGAAGUAUUGCCAGCAAUGGAAUCACAAUUACAACUCUUCGAGCGUGACUUUAAACUGGAAGAAAUGGCCAAAAUGGCGGCUGUUAAAGAAGUUGUCGAACUGGAGAUUGAAGUCGACAAACUUAAGCUAACUAUCAGUGAAUUGGAGGAGAGAUUGGAUAAGGGAUCACCAACUUUGGACAUAAGAGCAACAACUGAGGAGUUAACGGUAGGAAAACAUCACCGAAGACAUAGACAUUCGGGAAGGUCUGCAUCGAAAUUCUAUACCUGUCCUAAAUGUUGGCACCAUUUUGAAAGGUUUCAGGUCUUACGGCAACACAUCGAGCAAUGUCUAGACGAAGACGGACUCUUCACUUGAUUGCAUUUACUAUAAUAAUAAUCAUAAAUUAACUUUUGAUUUUAUAUUUAAGAUUAUAUAAUGAUAUAUUUUAUUAUAAUUACCGUAUGAAUUAUUACUGUAUUAUCAUG
Molecule: messenger RNA, 1539 nt
Organism: Oppia nitens
Lineage: Eukaryota; Metazoa; Arthropoda; Arachnida; Sarcoptiformes; Oppiidae
Product: NF-kappa-B essential modulator-like
Exons: 2
Coding region: 215-1429 (404 amino acids)
Source: RefSeq, a predicted model, not a curated record